This is a messenger RNA of Pediculus humanus corporis (human body louse), 636 nucleotides long. RefSeq names its product peptidyl-prolyl cis-trans isomerase 5 precursor, putative. Gene Ontology annotation, molecular function: peptidyl-prolyl cis-trans isomerase activity. Gene Ontology annotation, biological process: protein folding; protein peptidyl-prolyl isomerization. Gene Ontology annotation, cellular component: intracellular membrane-bounded organelle. NCBI's taxonomy places the organism in Eukaryota, Metazoa, Arthropoda, Insecta, Psocodea, Pediculidae. The record is from RefSeq and is a predicted model, not a curated record. The transcript has 4 exons. Bases 1 to 636 code for a protein of 211 amino acids.
AUGCACUAUAAAAUGUGCCUUUUUACUAGUUUUAUAUGCUUUUUAAUUAUUUUAGGCACCGCUUUUGGAACGGAAAAUUCUGCUAACAAAGGACCAAAAGUUACAGACAAGGUAUGGUUCGACAUUAAAAUAGGAGAAAAUGCAGUUGGAAAAGUCGUUAUCGGAGUUUUUGGUAAAACCGUACCAAUCACGGCUAAAAAUUUUAUAGAACUUGCUAAAAAACCUGUUGGAGAAGGUUACAAGGGUAGUAAAUUUCACAGAGUCAUCAAAGAUUUUAUGAUUCAGGGAGGAGAUUUCACAAGAGGAGAUGGUACUGGCGGAAGAAGCAUUUACGGUGAAAAAUUUGCCGAUGAAAAUUUCAAAUUAAAACAUUACGGAGCCGGAUGGUUGUCGAUGGCAAACGCUGGCAAAGACACAAACGGUUCACAAUUUUUCAUAACAACCGUACAAACCCCUUGGCUCGAUGGCAGACACGUCGUUUUUGGAAAAGUCUUGGAAGGAAUGGAUGUUGUCAGACAAAUCGAAAGCACUCCAACCGAUCAACGAGACAAACCAAAAAGUGAUGUCGUCAUCGUUGAUUCGGGUGCAGAAACCGUCGAAGAACCAUUUGCUGUUAGCAAAGAUGAUGCUCAAUAA